AUGGAUGGGGAUAUACCUAAUAUAAAGAAGUGGAUUGUGUUCUACCCAAUUUACAUAAAUUCAAAGAAAAUGAUCGUUGAGGGUCGGCGGAAAAAUUCUAGCAAAGCGUGUGAAAACCCUACUUGCGUUGAGAUUGGUGAUUGUUGUAGCUACCUCAAACUCCCUUUUGCUAUUGAGAUUGAUAAGGCAUAUCCGCGUGAUUUUAUGCAAAGAGGGAGGGUGAGGGUUUUGCUAAAAAGGAAGAUGGGACUCUGUGGAAUGUGCAAUCUGGCUAUAUCUUCUAGUAAGCAGUCUUCUUCAUUUCCUUAG
This is a messenger RNA of Ilex paraguariensis (yerba mate), 309 nucleotides long. The record is from the annotation of a GenBank genome assembly. NCBI's taxonomy places the organism in Eukaryota, Viridiplantae, Streptophyta, Magnoliopsida, Aquifoliales, Aquifoliaceae.